AUGCUUAACAAAAGCUUGAGGGCAACUAAAAUAAUAGGGAAGAGAUGUUUCCAAUGGUGGGAUAAUCUCAAUGUAUCAUGGAAAUUUGCAAUAGGUUUUUCCGUUCUGUUUCCACCUCUUUGGAAUUAUAAUGAAAGAAGAAAGGCAAGAGAAAAACAGAUAUACUACAAUAGAUCGAUAAAAGAUUAUGUUUUUUUUGACAUGGCAAUUGAAAAUAAAUAUAUAGGAAGAGUUCUUAUUGGAUUGUAUUCUGAUCAAGUACCUUUAUCAGUUGAAAAUUUCAUUCAAUUAGCUGAAGGUUAUAAAGUUAAAGAUAAAUAUAUUGGAUAUAGAAAUACGUUUAUUCAUAAAAUUUAUCCGGGUAUUGGGUUAGUAGGAGGGAAUGUAUUAAAUGAUAAGGAAGGCCUAAGUAUAUAUGGAAAGAAAUUUCCAGAUGAAAAUUUUGAUAUGGAAUUUGUACAAGAUGGUGACGUGGCAUUAUUUAAUGAAGGGCCACAUAGUAACUCCUCCCACUUUAUUAUAACCUUUUCUCCAAUGCCAAUAUUACACAAACAUAAUGUAGUUAUUGGAACAGUUUUGAAAGGCAUGGAUAUAAUUCGAAUGAUUGAAAAUGUAGGUACAAAAUUAGGCAAUCCUAUGUAUAAUGUAAAAAUUAUUAACUGUGGUUUGUACAAAAGCCUAGAACAGGAUGGUCCUCCAUUUUUUAAUAUGAUGAACAUUUCAGACAAUGUUAAUAAAAAUAUUAUUUCCAAAAAAGAAUUCGAGAAUUUGUCUGAAGAGCAGAGGCAGUCCUUAAUGAAUGAAAUUGAAAAACCUGAAAAGCAGAAAUGA
This is a messenger RNA of Plasmodium gonderi, 831 nucleotides long. Its product is annotated as cyclophilin. The record is from RefSeq and is a predicted model, not a curated record. Gene Ontology annotation, molecular function: peptidyl-prolyl cis-trans isomerase activity. Gene Ontology annotation, biological process: protein peptidyl-prolyl isomerization. The transcript has a single exon. NCBI's taxonomy places the organism in Eukaryota, Apicomplexa, Aconoidasida, Haemosporida, Plasmodiidae. Bases 1 to 831 code for a protein of 276 amino acids.